UUGCUAUCACUGUCAGCUCUCAAGCUCUACGUUAAAAGAAAGAAGAGCGAACCCAAAUAGAUGAGUUUUAUCUCCAUUUUCAUCCACACAAACUUCAACAAUGGCAUCUGCAUAACUUCCACCUCGUCUCAACUUCCAUCAAAUUCCUCAGCCAUGGCUUUCUUUCUUUCUCCUAUCCUCAUUCUUCCAUCCACAUUCGAAUUCUCUUUCAGAAACCCCCACGAAUGGCCCCUGUAGCCUCCAUGUUGAACGGAGCAGCUCUAGCGCCACCGCUCCGUCUUCAGCCAAGGCUGCAACAUCCACGCACCUUGCCGUUCACGGUGCCGAUGAGCGUGCGAAGGUCGAGUUUCGCUGCCCGCAAUGGCAGAGCCGCGACGGUGAGAUGCGAGGGAAUCGGAAUUGGCGACUUCAUCGGCGGAGAUUUGCUUAAAUUCGACCUAGGGCAAUGGCUAUCGGACGUCGAGGAACACAAAGCCCUAGCUAUUUACUCGCCGCACGAAGGCGGCUAUGAAGGCCGAUACCUAAAUCGCCUCCGUUACCAGGGCUACUACUUCCUCGAUCUAUCCGCUCGCGGCCUUGGAGAUCCUGAAACCACUCUCACCAAGAUUCACCCUGUUUGCCCUGCUCAUUUGGGGAAACAGCCGAUCGCACGGUGGUAUUUCCCGCCGGAAGUUGAUUACAGGCUCGCGGCUCUGCCUCCGAACGCGAAGGGACUCGUCGUGUGGAUAAUCGAGGCCAAGGUUCUGUCCAAGGCGGAGUUGCAGUUCCUUGCUUUGCUGCCGACUCUCCGGCCCAAUGUCCGAGUCAUCGCCGAGUGUGGGAAUUGGAGGAAGUUCAUGUGGAAGCCGCUCAAGGAGAUUGCAGGAGCUUGAAGACGCUUCUGAAUGACCAAUUCCUCCAUAAACCUGAAGAAUAUAGACUUUUUUUCUCUCUCUCAAGCAAUUAACUCAAAUUUGGUUAAAUAGUUCAGACCGUAGAUUCCACCACUCCAAAUUGAAAAGAAAGAAGAUUAUGAAGUUUUAUUAUCUAGUGUGAUAUUAUUUAGUGUAAAUUGCAAAUAAUAUUAUUAUACUUUCAUGCAAUUAUUACCUCAAAGAAUGACAUCCUCGGUGUCAACUGAUAA
Molecule: messenger RNA, 1123 nt
Organism: Benincasa hispida (wax gourd)
Lineage: Eukaryota; Viridiplantae; Streptophyta; Magnoliopsida; Cucurbitales; Cucurbitaceae
Product: NAD(P)H-quinone oxidoreductase subunit N, chloroplastic
Cellular component (GO): membrane
Molecular function (GO): oxidoreductase activity, acting on NAD(P)H, quinone or similar compound as acceptor
Source: RefSeq, a predicted model, not a curated record